AUGGCUCCACAAUUGAAAAACCCAAAGUUAUUCCAAAACAAACCAUUCAUCAAUGGUCAAUGGUAUGAUUCCAAAUCAACCAAGACUUUCAAAGUCAUUGAUCCAGCAACUGAAGAAGUUAUCAUUGAAUUGCCAGAUCAAACCCCAGAAGAAAUUGACGAAGCUAUCAAAAUUACCCAAGAAGCAUUCAAUAAAUACAAACACACAGGAACUUAUGAACGUUCUAAAUGGUUAAGAAGAAUGUAUGAAUUGAUGAUGGAAAACUUGGAUGAUUUAGCAGCUUUAAUCACUUGGGAAAAUGGUAAAUGUUUAACUGAUGCCAUUGGUGAAAUUAAAUAUGCUGCUAGUUAUUUUGAAUGGUUUGCAGAAGAAGCCAAGCGUAACUAUGGUCACACUAUUCAACCACUGAAUCCAAAUAAUAAAGUCAUUACUUAUAAACAACCAGUUGGUCCAGUUGGGUUAUUAUGUCCAUUUAAUUUUCCAAGUGCAAUGGGUGCAAGAAAAGCUGCUCCAGCUUUUGCUGCAGGUUGUACUUGUAUUUUGAAACCAGAUGCUCAAACUCCUUUAAGUUCUUUAGCUUUAGCUUACUUGGCCAAAGAAGCAGGUUUCCCUGAUGGUGUAUUCAAUGUAGUUUUGGUUUCUGUUGAAAGUACACCAAUGGUUGGUUUGAAAUUUUGUGAAUCUCCAUUGAUUAAAAAAGUCAGUUUCACCGGUUCCACGCCAGUUGGUAAAUUGUUAAUGAAGCAAUCAUCAUCUACUUUGAAGAAAUUAUCCAUGGAAUUGGGUGGUAAUGCACCAAUUAUUGUUUUUGAAGACGCCAAAUUGGAUCUUGCCGUUGAACAAAGUAUUGCUUCUAAAUUUAGAUCAUUGGGUCAAACUUGUGUUUGUGCUAACAGAAUCUAUGUUCAAAGAGGUGUUUAUGAUGAAUUUAUUAAAAAAUUUGCUGAAAAAGUGGAAAAUUUCAAAAUUGGUAAUGGAUUUGAAAAAGGUGUCACUCAUGGUUGUGUUAUAAAUCAAAAAUCAAUUCAAAAAGUUGAAGAUCAUUUACAAGAUGCUUUACAAAAAGGUGCCAAAUUGGUUGUUAAAGGUGGUAGACUUCCUGAAUUGGGUAAAAACUUUUAUGCACCAACAGUUAUCAAGGAUGUUACUCAAGAUAUGAGAGUUGUACAAGAAGAAACCUUUGGUCCAUUAGGUGCCAUCACUCCAUUUGACACCAAGGAAGAGGUAUUACACUGGUGUAAUGAUACUCCAUAUGGAUUGGCAUCUUAUGUUUUUAGUGAUAACUUGAACACUGUUUGGUAUAUGUCAGAGUACUUAGAAUCUGGUAUGGUUUCUGUCAAUACUGGUUUAUUCACUGAUGCCGCUUUACCAUUCGGUGGUAUUAAAGAAUCUGGAUUUGGUAGAGAAGGUUCCCUUUAUGGUAUGGAUGACUAUACUGUUGUCAAAUCAAUCACUUUAGGAAAUGUUUACCAUUAA
Candida tropicalis MYA-3404 is the source of this 1476-nucleotide messenger RNA. Its product is annotated as succinate-semialdehyde dehydrogenase (NAD(P)(+)). Gene Ontology annotation, molecular function: succinate-semialdehyde dehydrogenase (NAD+) activity. NCBI's taxonomy places the organism in Eukaryota, Fungi, Ascomycota, Pichiomycetes, Serinales, Debaryomycetaceae. The coding region runs from base 1 to 1476 and encodes 491 amino acids. The record is from RefSeq and is a predicted model, not a curated record. Gene Ontology annotation, biological process: GABA catabolic process. The transcript has a single exon.